Molecule: messenger RNA, 388 nt
Organism: Hyla sarda
Lineage: Eukaryota; Metazoa; Chordata; Amphibia; Anura; Hylidae
Product: thialysine N-epsilon-acetyltransferase-like
Molecular function (GO): N-acetyltransferase activity
Source: RefSeq, a predicted model, not a curated record
UCCUGCCUGUCUCUGGGUUGCGCUCGGCUGCAGCUUUCCGUCCUGGACUGGAACCAACCCGCCAUCUCCUUUUACCGCUCCCGCGGGGCCCGGGACCUGUGUGAGGAGGAGGGCUGGCGGCUCUUCCGCUUCCUCCCCGAGGAUCUACGACGGAUCAUUUCUGGUAAAUCCAGCUGAUCUCCAGAGUCGUCUCCAUGUAGGAUCCAUGAUAGCAGAGACAAGGACUGUAGAGGGUUAACAGGAGCUCCGCCCCCUGGACACCAUGUGUAAGGAUCGGUCUGAAAUGUGGACAAGAGGCGUUCAAGCUUAUAUAUCAUAUGAAGAACGUUAUAUAGGAACGAAACGUUAAAUAGGAUCCGGAGGAACAAAACCCCAUUAAAUAUCCUGC